This is a messenger RNA of Daktulosphaira vitifoliae (grape phylloxera), 1240 nucleotides long. Its product is annotated as phosphatidate cytidylyltransferase, mitochondrial. Gene Ontology annotation, molecular function: phosphatidate cytidylyltransferase activity. Bases 218 to 1111 code for a protein of 297 amino acids. Gene Ontology annotation, biological process: CDP-diacylglycerol biosynthetic process; cardiolipin biosynthetic process. Gene Ontology annotation, cellular component: mitochondrion. The transcript is spliced from 2 exons. The record is from RefSeq and is a predicted model, not a curated record. NCBI's taxonomy places the organism in Eukaryota, Metazoa, Arthropoda, Insecta, Hemiptera, Phylloxeridae.
UUGGUUGGUCAUCUUACCAACAAUAUUUCUUAUAAAAACAUUAUAUAUCAAAUAACAAUAAACUCUCAACAUUAAAGUAACGCCAAAUCGAAUACGAUCUUACGAAAAUAAUUUUCAUGUUUUUGAGACAAAUUCUUUUAUACAAUUUUGAAAUUAAUUUAACGUCUUUAACUAUUUUAAGUGGAUAUAAUCGAUUUGAUUUUAAUUGGAUAAUUUGAUGGCGACUAUUGAAUUGUUACUAAGACAACAAGCAACUUGUUAUGAUAAACCCAUGGUUGACAUGAUCUUUGUUGUUACUGAUUCAUACAAAUUUCACAAAGAAAACAUAAAAAUCAAUGCUGAUCAUUAUUCGUCUCUUAUUCAUUUUGGGCCUUCAGCAAUUUCAUAUAUCCAAAAGUCAUUUGGUUCAAAUGUAUAUUUUAACACUUUAGUUUCUGUUGAAAAUCUCAAAUUUAAGUAUGGUGUUAUAGAUUAUGAGGAUUUCCGUCGAGAUUUGCUUUUUUGGGAAUCAUUAUAUAUUGCUGGAAGACUUCAUAAACCUGUUUUAAUUUUGCACGAUGAAGGUUUAAGUAAACUUGUUGUACAUAAUUUAGAAAGUGCAAUGCAUGCAGCACUAUUGCAGUUACCAGAAAAAUUUGAAGAAAUUGAUUUAUGGUUAACAAUAGCUGGUUUAUCAUAUAAAGGAGAUUUUCGUAUGAUAAUUGGUGAAGACAAAAAUAAAAUUCAAAACAUUGUUAAACCCCAAAUGGACAAUUUCAGAUUACUUUAUUCACCAAUCAUUAAAUCGAUGAGUCAUGUUGUAACAUUGAACACUAUAGGACAUCAAGACAAAAGUGUUGAAAGUAAAAUAUUUCAUUUAAACAAACUACCAAUUAAUUUAAAAAAUAAAUUAAUAAAAAAUCUUGAAAAAAUAGAAAAAAAAAAUCAAAUUUUGCAUGAAAUCGCUAUGAGAAAUGAUACAAACAUACUUGUUAGUAAUAGUAUUAAUCAAAUUGUGUUUUACACUAGUCUUACACAAAGUUUAAAAGGAAUUUUGACAGCUGGUUUAUUAAAAUCAAUUAUUUAUAGCUUAAGUAAAUUAAAAAAAAUGUUUAAGUCAAUGGUAAUUUAAUUUAUUUUUAUUAAUAUUAAACGUAUUAUUACUAGAUAUCUAGUAAAGACUGGUGUAUUACUGUGUAAAAACCUUAAAAAAAUUAUUGUUUAUCUCAAAUCUACUUAUAAUCUAUUUUAAAAAUUUUAA